This is a messenger RNA of Corapipo altera (White-ruffed manakin), 7111 nucleotides long. It is a transcript of the gene SBNO2, whose product is annotated as strawberry notch homolog 2. The transcript has 31 exons. Gene Ontology annotation, cellular component: nucleus. The record is from RefSeq and is a predicted model, not a curated record. Lineage: Eukaryota; Metazoa; Chordata; Aves; Passeriformes; Pipridae. Gene Ontology annotation, molecular function: chromatin DNA binding; histone binding. The coding region runs from base 423 to 4643 and encodes 1406 amino acids. Gene Ontology annotation, biological process: regulation of DNA-templated transcription.
CGAGUGCAGAGUCUUUUUGUACAUCAGACGAGAAAAUUCCUCUGGCUGAGCUCAGGUGUGUGUGCAGCCAUCCAGGAGUCGUGGGGACCUGCCGGGCUCCCGCAGCGUGAAAGGCAGGAGGGGUGUGUGUGUCUCAGUUCCUGUCUGGGUGAAUUCCAGGUGUGGUGGUAGUGGAGAGCUCUGUUUCCCAGAAAAACCUCUCUUUUCUGAAGAGGCUGGUGGCUGUUUGCCCAUCUCCCAGCUAUGUUUGGGCUUACGAGUCUCUUUUUUUCCCCCUCCUCUUUCGUGAAACCUAAACGUGCCUUUCUUUCCCAGCCCAGGACAUGGUGCAGGGUGAAGAGCACAGAUAAGGACCCUCCCAGCACUCACUCCAGAGCCUGUCCUGCCCAUCCCGAGGGCUCCAUGCGGCAGGACACGGGCUGAUGCCCUCAGCUCACCCUGCCAUGGAUGGGGGGAACAGCUUCCCGCAGCACCAGCAGCCAGGCGAUGCCCUGUGCAGCAUCCCCGGCCUCCGCCCCCAGCUCGCCCUGCCGGACAUGGAGAAUUCCAUGCUGGCCGCCAACCCAUGGAGUAGCUGCUACUCUGCCUCUUUCCCAACCUCGUCCUUCCCAAGUGAAAACCAGCAAUAUUUUAACCUCCCUCAGGAUUUUUAUAUGGAUUCCAUCAGCAGACCACAUUUCUUGGAUACAAACUAUGCAACUGUGGACCCCGCUGACUUCUUACCAAAAAAUGGGGAUUUUCCUCAGGAUUCUUCAUACCUCGAUGAGCUCUCCAACAACUCCCUGUUCUCGUCCCCCGCGGAUUCCCUCUCGGACAUCGCGGAUCCCAAGGACUUCCUGCCCGCCGACAGCCUCAGCCACGUGCCAACACUAUGGGAUGUGAACACACCGCAGAACCCCAUCGAGCUGUUCUCAUCCAGCACACCAUUCUCGGGCCUGAAUAGCUCCCAUGACCACGUUCCUGCUGUCCCCAACACCCCUCUCCUCAUCAGCUACCAGUCUCAGGCUCCUGCAGAGGAGGAGGAUGAGGGUGAGGAGGAAGAAACGGAAGAGUUGGGGCAAACGGAGACCUAUGCAGAAUACAUCCCUUCAAAGUCCAAGAUUGGGAAGCACCACCCUGACCUGGUGGUUGAGACAAGUACCCUGUCCAGUGUUCCCCCCCCUGACAUCACCUACAGCCUGUCCCUGCCAUGCUCCGUGGCUGACAAGGGCUCCCUCUCUGCACUACAGCUGGAAGCAAUCAUCUAUGCCUGCCAGCAACAUGAAGUUUUAUUGCCCAAUGGGCAGCGAGCUGGGUUCCUCAUUGGGGACGGUGCCGGAGUGGGAAAGGGCAGGACCGUUGCGGGCAUCAUCUUUGAAAAUUAUCUUAAAGGGAGGAAAAAAGCUCUGUGGUUCAGUGUCUCCAAUGAUCUCAAGUACGAUGCUGAGAGAGACCUGAAGGACAUCGAGGCCUCCCACAUUCCUGUGCAUGCUCUGAACAAGAUUAAAUACGGUGACACAGCUACCUCAGAAGGAGUCCUCUUUGCCACCUACUCGGCGCUGAUCGGCGAAAGCCAGGCCGGGGGACAGCACAGGACGCGCUUAAAACAGAUCUUGGACUGGUGCAGGGAAAACUUUGAUGGAGUCAUCGUGUUUGAUGAAUGCCACAAAGCCAAAAACGCCAGCUCUACCAAAAUGGGCAAAGCAGUGCUGGACCUGCAGAACAAGCUGCCUCAAGCAAGGGUUGUCUAUGCCAGUGCCACAGGUGCCUCAGAGCCAAAAAACAUGAUUUACAUGAGCCGCCUGGGGAUCUGGGGGGAGGGAACCCCGUUCCGAGCCUUCGAUGAGUUCCUGCACGCGAUUGAGAAGAGGGGAGUCGGGGCGAUGGAGAUCGUGGCGAUGGACAUGAAGGUCAGUGGGAUGUACAUUGCCCGGCAGCUCAGCUUCACUGGGGUGACCUUCAGGAUCGAGGAGAUCCCGCUGGACGAGCAGUACAAGGCUGUCUAUGACAAGGCAGCCAAGCUGUGGGCAGAGGCCUUGAUGGUGUUCCAGCAGGCAGCUGACUGCAUCGGGCUGGAGUCGCGGAAGUCGCUGUGGGGUCAGUUCUGGUCAGCUCACCAGCGCUUCUUCAAGUACCUGUGCAUCGCUGCCAAGGUGCGGCGGCUCGUGGAGCUGGCCCGGGAGGAGCUGGCCAGGGACAAGUGCAUCGUCAUCGGCCUGCAGUCCACGGGGGAGGCUCGCACCAGGGAGGUCCUGGACGAGAAUGAUGGGCAUCUCAACCGUUUUGUCUCUGCUGCAGAAGGCGUCUUUCUAUCACUAAUUCAGAAGCACUUUCCUUCAACCAAAAGAAAGAGAGAAAAAGGAACUGGCAUUAAAAGAAAACGGCGGCCGCGGGGCCGGUGGCCCAAGGCUCUGCGGGGCCUGUGUGACCCAGGGGUCAUCAAGAUCAGCGACGACAGCAGCACCGAGUCCGACGACUCGCCCAGCGACAUCAACUCCUCCCCGGAGUCCCUGGUGGAGACGGACGACGUCAUCUUCGUGGAGCAAACGUACACCGGCUGUGCCACCGAGGGUAGCUUUCACAUGCUGCCUUCCCAGAAAGAGCUGCACGGCCUGAGAGAGCUGGAGAUCGUGGAAAAGAUGAAGCAGGACCUCCUGGCAAAAGUGCAAGCACUGGGCAAAGAGCUACCUCUCAACACCUUGGAUGAACUGAUUGAUUACUUUGGGGGCCCAGAGAACGUGGCUGAGAUGACGGGCAGGAAGGGCCGCGUCGUCCGCAGGCCCGACGGCUCCGUGGUGUUCGAGUCCCGGGCGGAGCAGGGGCUCUCCAUAGACCACGUCAACCUGAAGGAGAAGGAGCGCUUCAUGAACGGGGACAAGCUCGUAGCGAUAAUCUCGGAGGCCUCCAGCUCAGGGAUCUCCCUCCAAGCAGACAGACGGGUGAAGAACCAGAAGCGCCGGGUCCACAUGACCCUGGAGCUGCCCUGGAGCGCGGACCGGGCCAUCCAGCAGUUCGGCCGAACGCACCGGUCGAACCAGGUCUCUGCUCCAGAGUACGUGUUCCUGAUCUCAGAGCUGGCAGGGGAGAGGAGGUUUGCAUCCAUCGUGGCCAAACGCCUGGAGAGCCUGGGUGCCUUAACUCACGGGGACCGACGGGCCACCGAGUCCCGGGACCUCAGCAAGUACAACUUCGAGAACAAGUAUGGGGCCAAAGCCCUGGACAGGGUCCUGUCCACGAUCCUCAGCCACAUGGAGAACAGAGUUCCUGUGCCCAAGAGCUACGAGAGACGGGAGGCCGACUUUUUCCGUGAAAUGAAGCAAGGGCUCAUCUCCGUGGGGAUCUGCUGCAGUCAGAUGAAGUACGGCACUGUCUCGGUGGAGAAGGACUGCUCCAUCACCAAAUUCCUGAACCGCAUCCUGGGCCUGGAGGUGGACAAGCAGAACAUGCUCUUCCAGUAUUUUUCUGACACCUUUGACUAUCUGAUUGAGAAGGACAAGAAGGAGGGCAAAUACGACAUGGGCAUCCUUGAUUUAGCGCCAGGAGUGGAUGAGAUCUAUGAGGAGAGCAAGGAGGUCUUCCUGACCCCGGGGCACCCGCAGGACGGGCAGGUCGUGUUCUACAAGAUCAGUGUUGACAGAGGCUUAAAGUGGGAAGAAGCUUAUGAGAAGUCGCUCAAACUGACAGGAGCCAACGAAGGGUUCUACCUCUCCUACAAGAUGCGAGGCAGCAAAUACACCUGUCUGCUGGCAGAGCAGAGCCGUGGGAAGAACUUCAUCCUCUACAAGCCAAAUAUUGGGAAGCAAAGCCAGCCCGAGAGCCUGGACAGUCUGCAGAAGAAGUACCGGCGGGUGAUGCCCGAGGAAGCCAAGGAGCACUGGGAGAGCAGCUACCACUUCUCCUUGAAGAACUGUAACCACGCCGUGUGGAACAAGAGCUGCAAGCUGAUCCAGGAGGGGAAGGAGUGCUUCCAGGGCAUGCGCCUGCGGCACUACUACAUGCUGUGCGGGGCCCUGCUGCGGGUGUGGAGCAGGAUCGCCGGCAUCAUGGCCGACAUCACCGCCAGCAGCUACCUGCAGAUCGUCCGCCUCAAGACCAAGGAGAAGAAGAAGCAAGUUGGGAUAAAGAUCCCCGAGAGCUGCGUCCACAGGGUGCGGGAGGAGCUGAAGCAGAUGGACCAGGACGUGAAGCGGAAGCACAGCCGGCUGCUCCAGGCCCGGGAGCAGGGCCCACCCUUUUCCCUGCCCCUGCACCUCCUGCCAGGGCCCAGGCUACCCCUGUCCUUGCCCUCCCUGUGCCAGGACGAGAUCCUGGACUUGACCUGCAGCCCUCCCAGCAGCAGCAUUCCCGACGUGGUGAUGAACCCGGAGCCCGGAGCACUGUGCUUCCCCUCGGAGCCCCCCCUGCAGCCCCACCAGCAGCACCAGUUGCCCUUUUGCUUUGGCCUGGAGGAUGGUGUGGCCCCCGGCCCCUCACGGCACGAGCCCCCAGCGCCGCCCCCCCCGCCGCCCCUGCAGCAGCCACAGGAGGAUUUUCUCCAGCAAGAUGGGAGUAUCAAUUUUAGAGAGAUCCUGGAGGACAUGCUGAGGACGUUCCCCCAGGAGAACCUGCUCCCCCAGGAGCGCCAGAGCGUGAUCCAGUUCAGCGGGCCACACCUGGAUUUCUGAGUGCCAGCCGGGAAUGCCAGCGGAGCUCGACCGCUGUGGAUCUGCAUCCUCUGGGGCACAGGUGAGAGCUGAGGAGCCCUGAAUGUCCUACCCGUUUGGACUGACCCUUUUGUGGUUUGGAGGGAGGAAACAGGUUUGGUGGAAUGUGCCUGGGGGAAACCGAGCGGGUCCCGCUGGGCCGAGGGGCUCUGCUGUGUCCAGUCCUGCUCACAGGUCAGUGCCUGUGUGGGACUGAGGGGAGACCCCCCUCCUCUGCCCACCCCCACAGACUACUGAGUGUCCGAGCCAGGCCAGGCCUUGCCCAGCCCUCCAGCCCAGCUCUGCAGGGCCACAGCCGGGCUCUGGAGCCGCCCGGUGACUGGUGCUGGUCCAUUAGGGAAGGGUGGGAGCCCAGGCCCCCAGUUUGGGCUGCCCCAGCAUGUGCUGGAGGGCUGGGAUGAAGGGCAAGGGAAUGCUGUCCCAGCAGAGUUGGGAGCUGCUGAGCUCAGCUGUCCUCUGGUAGGGCUGAGCCGGUGUACUGAGAGACCCAAAACUGUCUGCACUGCCCUUCCCUUCCUGGGAAGGAUCCUUGGGCUGCUGAGCUCCAUGGGAGAGGCUGGAGCUGGAUGCACCCCCACAGUGACAGAGCUCGAGUCUGUCAGAGCUCAGCCAGGCCAGGACCAGCGGGAUUCCCCGGAGCAGAAGGGCCACAUGUCCCCUGUCCUGCACUUUAACCUCACCGGGUCACCGUGACUUUGGCCAGUUUCCUGCUGUCACAUGUUGUCCCUUCACCUGGCUGUCCUGCUGGUCCUGCACUGUCCUUGACUGGGCCAUGGACCCCGGCCCGAGGGUCUGGGACUGGGCAGCCCAGCCCUGGCCACUGCUGACCUUGGGAACAGCCACUCCCAGGCCCUGAAAGGGAAGAGCUCCCUAGUGAGUGCUGAGUGUGCAGCCUGGGAGUCACUGCUCAGGGUGUGCAGUGUCAGGGUCACUGCUCAGGGAUGUGCACUGUGAGAGUCACUGCCCGGGGUGUGCAGGGUCACUGCUCAGGGUGUGCAGGGUCAGUGUCACUGCUCAGGGUGUGCAGUGUCUGUGUCACUGCCUGGGAUGCACAGUUUGGCUGCUUCUGCUGCAACCUCGCUCUCGGAUACCAAAGAGCAAAGGCUGUUUUGCAAGCACUGCCCCACCCCCUGUCCCACAGCUGGACCAGCUGCCUCCUCCUGGGACAGAGUUGGCCCUUGGCCACCUCCAGCACCUCCCCUGAGCUGCUCCUCUGCCAGCCUCCCCUUUGCUGGGUUUCCUUUCUCUGCUGUCACUCAUCGAGGUGUUUCCUAAAAGUGGCACUGGGAUGUUUCCAGGGAAGGACCUGGGACCUUCCCUGGGGUCCAGCCAGGAAGGCCUGGGCUGGGGUCCCCCGUGCCUGAGAGGUCAGCGUUGCAAGUGCCUGGCAGUGUCCCCUGCUCUGGGCAGAGUGCUGGGACCUGCUGUGUCCCCCCAGGGCUCUGUGAGGUGUUGGGAGUUGCUCUGGGUCUGUGUCUGGAGCGUUGUGCUGUGCCCGAGGCUGGAGCUGCCUUCCCUGACACCCCGAGGUCACGGACCUGCCCCGGUGCCACACGUGUGGGCUCAGUUUGGGGUUACUCUGGUCCCUGUCUUUCCCCCCUCCCCAGCUGGCAGCUGCCUCCCACCACCCGUUGGGCUGGAGUCAGUCCCUGCUGUCAGGGGCACAUCUCACUGCACCCAAGGAAACCUCCUUUACCUCAAAGUGAUCACCAAAGAUGGGGGAGCCCCCCCUGCCCUGCUGCUGCCCCAGGGGGCUCCUGCUCUCCCCCAGCUCUGCUCCUCUCACCCGCAGCAGCGUCCCAGGGGCCGGGCAGAGCCAGGCUGCCCCUCCCCAGACCCUCCCCUAUUUAAAGCACGUCCCAGCCCUCCCCAUGGCAGAGAGGCCCCGGCUGCACCCUCCUGCAUCUGGCUCGGGGCUGAAUUCUCAGCAAGGAGGGAAAAAGACGCCAGGAAAACGCAGCUCAGAGAGGCUGAAACUCAGGAAUAACGAGGGGGAACUCCCCGCUGGGCACCCUCUGCCAUCACCGGAGCCUUACCUGGUGGCUUUGACCUUAACCUUAAAAUAUAUGCAAUCCUCCCUCCCUGGUCUCUGGGAAGACAGAGAGCACCUUCAAGGAAUCCCUUCCCUGCCCCAAUCCUGUGUUUUGUCAGGGUUAAUAAUAUGUAACAUUAUCUUUUAACUAAAUUAUUCUGCCGUUGUCCUACUGAUUGUAUUUUUAAUGAGUCCCUGUUUUCUUCCCUGAUACCUUUUUGUUGGCACUUUUUAAUCUGCUUGUUGUUUGCCUUUGGUUUCUAUGUGUAUUUAUAAUUGAUGGAGUUGUACAUAUGUAAAGAGAUUUUUUUAGAAUAUGUGCCUUGGACUAAUCAUUCCUGAAUUUUCUACUUGCCUCAGAAGGAUAAUUUUUCAUUCUGCUCAGUAAAAAUGGAAC